This is a messenger RNA of Arabidopsis lyrata subsp. lyrata, 801 nucleotides long. RefSeq names its product 50S ribosomal protein L29, chloroplastic. Gene Ontology annotation, biological process: translation. The record is from RefSeq and is a predicted model, not a curated record. Gene Ontology annotation, molecular function: structural constituent of ribosome. The transcript is spliced from 2 exons. The coding region runs from base 128 to 646 and encodes 172 amino acids. Gene Ontology annotation, cellular component: chloroplast; ribosome. NCBI's taxonomy places the organism in Eukaryota, Viridiplantae, Streptophyta, Magnoliopsida, Brassicales, Brassicaceae.
AGGUAAAUAUAGGGGCAAAUAGAAAGAUAUAAGAAAAGCCUUAUCUCUAGAGUUUCUCUUCAUUAUCCUCAAAAUCGCUCUCGAGAGUGAAGUCUUUCUCUUCUCUUCUUCUUCCGCCAUAGCCAUAAUGCUUAGUCUCUCAAUUGCUACGCCGGGGACGGCGGCGAUUUUCCGUCGAGGAACAGAUUCCGCGACUUCAACUUCGUCUUCUUUCCAUGGUGUCAGAAUCCAGCCACAGGUUUCAGCUCGCGUCCCCGCGGCGGCGACGAUUUCGUCGUCUCGUAAACCAUCGGUGGUGAUGAUGUCGAAAAGAGAGGCGGAAUUGAAAGAGAUAAGAUCGAAGACGACGGAGCAGUUACAAGAGGAGGUUGUUGACCUUAAAGGAGAGCUCUUUAUGCUUCGUCUCCAGAAAUCGGCAAGGAAUGAGUUCAAAUCUAGCGACUUUCGUCGUAUGAAGAAACAAGUUGCUCGGAUGUUGACGGUUAAAAGAGAGAGGGAGAUCAAAGAAGGGAUAAAGAAAAGGUUGUCGAGGAAACUUGACCGACAAUGGAAGAAAAGCAUUGUACCGAGACCACCUCCUUCUCUAAAGAAGCUUCAAGAAGAAGAAGCUGCAGAAGAAGCAGCUGAAGCUGCGAAAUCUGCUUGAAAAAACGGCCAUUGAUCUUGUUGUUUCCUCGAGAUGUUUUAUUCUCUGUUCUUUUGUUGCUGAACCAUCCUGUAUUUGUUCUUCUUUUGGUGUAAACACUUUCCUUAUUAAGUAGUUUACAUGAAUCCCUUAAAGAUUAAUAUCCUUUUGCUUAA